Thalassophryne amazonica is the source of this 1230-nucleotide messenger RNA. Its product is annotated as apolipophorins-like. Gene Ontology annotation, biological process: lipid transport. The record is from RefSeq and is a predicted model, not a curated record. Gene Ontology annotation, molecular function: lipid carrier activity. NCBI's taxonomy places the organism in Eukaryota, Metazoa, Chordata, Actinopteri, Batrachoidiformes, Batrachoididae. The transcript is spliced from 8 exons. Bases 298 to 1230 code for a protein of 310 amino acids.
UUGAUUUUCAUCUCACUUCCACGUGGAGACUUGAAGGCAGCCAGACCUGAACAUGGCUACAUCCUUAUUAUUGCUAAACUCUCUCCAUGUGACACUACUUUUUCUUCUGCAGCACGGUGAGUUUUAAGGAUGCUUUGCUAUAUAUCAGGGAUGUGUUAAAAUACAUUUUUAAACAGUUUGAUUUAGUUAUUUUAACAGACUUUAUCUGCUGUAGGUGACGGCUUUCAGGAGGAACUUGAUCUCUGUGAUCCAUCUUGUGUUGGUUUUCCUGCCUCUGACUUGUCUGGUCAGCGAGGGAUGAGGUACACUUACAGAUACAGCACCACAAUUACCACAGCGCUCCGUGGUUCCACUACAGGCAGGAAUGGCCUGGCUUUGGACUGUGUGGUUGAUAUCGAUGUGGUUUCCAGAUGUCACUUGAUGAUGCAGAUUAGGAAUUCACAGAUAAAGCAACGUUCACCUGAGAAGGAGCACUCCGUGCACCGCGUAAAAAUCUUGAGGGAGUCACUGGAGAGAACGCGCCUCAAGUUCUCCCUCCAGGGGGGAAAGGUCACAGCCCUUUGCAUCCAGAAGGGGGAGCAGGUGUGGGCCCUCAAUAUUAAAAGAGCUGUGCUGAGCAUGCUCCAGACCUCCCAGACAGCAGCCUCUGGACGGGAACUAGAGGAAGAGACAGACGUGUAUGGGACUUGCACCAGCAGUUAUGAGAGACGAGGAUCUGUGAUGCUGAAGAUCAGGAAUCUCAAGCAGUGUCACAAGCACAGGCUGGCAAACUUCUGGCCCCAUGCAGUUCCACUGUCUGAAGAUACAUCUCUGCAGUCUGAGCUGCACUGUAUUCAACAGCAUGGAUCUACAGUGAUGGAGGGGGUCAAUUGUACAGAAACAGUUUCUAUGGCAACGUGGUCCAGAUAUGCAGGACUGGUGAAGACCCAAACAGUGGCCACAUUGGUCUUGCUCAGAAUCCAGCCAGGAACACCUCCAGGUGUAGAUUCCUUAAGUCGGGGAGUUCUGACUGACCUGCAGUUUGAUGAUGAUGGUGUUUCAUGGGCUGGAAAAGAGCGCACCUCAACACCUCAGCGUGCCAGUCAAACUGUCAGGAGCUUAUGUGGCCUCACCUCAGAGUCACAACAGUUUGACACCUAUGCCGUAUGUGCUGCAUGUGAGCAGCUAAUGCAGAAUGGUGACGAGUAUGUCGGAAGGCAGAGUUUAAUCGAGGUAGAAGAGAUAAGCUAA